GUGUUUCACAAAGUGAAGAAAUUAGCCUAGGAAAAGGAGGAUAACUGAUAACAGCAGUGAAUGAAUGGCGGCCUCUACUGGAGACUUUUGAAAAGUACUGCUUCAUGUAAAUAUGUAAAUACAGGAGGAGCUCUGACAUCACUGUAGUUCAGAGAGAUUCAGAGAAAGUGAAACUAACUUGAUCAACAACAAUAUGGACGCCUGAAACGAUCAACCUCUUUAAACAACAUUAUAUUUAUUGAGCCGUUCAAAGAGUCUUGUGGACACAUCUGAUACUCACAGUGAUGUCAUCCUCCAGCGGUCCACUGACUGAGGAGCUUCAGUGCUCGAUAUGUCUGGACGUGUUCACUGAUCCAGUCAGCACUCCAUGUGGACACAACUUCUGCAAGACCUGUCUGAAUAAGUGCUGGGACAACAGCCAGACCUGCAACUGUCCAUAUUGUAAAGAAACAUUCAAGAUCAGACCUGAUCUCAAGAUUAAUACCACACUCAGAGAGCUCGUAGAUCACUAUAAAAAGAAAAGUCCUGAGAAAAAAACUGAAGUUCUGAAAAAACCUGAAGUUCUGUGUGACGUCUGUGAGGAAAGAAAGCUGAAAGCCCUGAAGUCGUGUCUGGUGUGUCAGAGCUCUUACUGUGAAACUCACCUGGAGCCUCAUUUGAGAGUGGCAGGUUUAAAGAAACACAAACUGAUCAAUCCUGAGAGGAAUCUGGAGGACUAUAUAUGUCAGAAACAUGAGAGACCUCUGGAGCUGUUCUGUAGAGAUGAUCAGACAAUCGUGUGCCUGAUGUGUCUUGUGAAAGACCACCAAAAUCACAACACUGUUCCUAUAGAAGAGGAGAGUGAAGAGAAGAAGGCUCAACUGAUGAAGACACAGAAAGAUACACAGCAGAUGAUCCAGGAGAGAAUCAAGAAGAUUCAAGACAUCAAACACUCAUCAGAAGUCAGAAAAAGAAACACAGAGAAGGAGAAAGCAGCCCGUGUCGAGCUCUUCACUGAUCUCAUCCGCUCCAUUGAGAGAUGUCAGACUGAACUGCUGGAGAUGAUGAAGGAGCAGCAGAAAGCAGCAGAGAAACAGGAGGAAGAGCUCAUUGAAGAGCUGGAGCAGGAGAUCACUGAGCUAAAGAUGAGAAACACUGAGCUGGAGCAGCUCUCACACACUGAAGAUCACCUCCACCUCCUACAGAUUCACUCAUCCCUGUGCAGCUCUAGAAACACCAGGAACUGGUCUGAGAUCAGUGUGAAGAUUGAUGAGAGUCUGGAGCCUCUGAGGAGAGCUCUGACUCGACUGCAGGACACUCUACAGGAGAAACUCACACUAACUGACUCUACAGAUCUGAAGAGGAUGCAGCAGUAUGAAGUGACUCUGGAUCCUGAUACAGCUCAUCCUGAACUCAUCCUGUCUGAUGAUGGAAAACAAGUGAGCUGUGGAGACAUUAGUCAGGACCUCCCAGACAACCCAAAGAGAUUUGAUACAUGUGUAUCUGUCCUGGGAAAGGAGGGAUUCUCCUCAGGGAGAUUUUAUUUUGAGGUGCAGGUGAAGGGAAAGACUGAAUGGGAUUUAGGAGUGGCCAGAGAAUCCAUUAACAGGAAGGGAGAGAUCACACUGAGACCCAGUAAUGGAUUCUGGACUGUGUGGCUGAGGAAUGAGAAUGAAUAUAGUGCCUGUGAUGGUCCUCCUGUCUCUCUGUGUGUGAGAGUGAAGCCGCAGCGGGUCGGUGUGUUUGUGGAUUAUGAGGAGGGUCUGGUCUCCUUUUAUGAUGUGGAGUCCAGCUCUCAUAUCUACUCUUUCACUGGUCAAUCGUUCACUGGGAAACUCUAUCCAUAUUUUAGCCCAUCCUUAAACUAUGAAGGUAAAAAUUCAGCUCCACUGAUCAUCACACCUGUCUAAUACAAUAAAUGAAUUUACCCCAAAUUUGAAAUACACAAUGAAAAUGAUUUCUAAAAUUAAAAAUCUAAAAACAUGGUUUGCUAUUUUUUCAUCAUUUGUUUUUCAUUGUUAAAAAAUAAUUUCUAGCUAUAAUUGCAAAUUAUAAUGCAAAAAAUAUAAUGGUUGUUUAACCUUUUUUUUUUUUUUACUUUUCAUAAUUAUGCAUGUCAUUUAUUCCCCCAUCUCCAUUUGACAAAUUGAAAUUGUUUGUAAUUUUUUUUACAUCAAAAUAAACCAAACUGUGAUAACAUUGAUAAACUGUAUAUCAAGGCUGUUUCUAAAAUUUAAAUUAUAAAAUGCUCUGUGAUAUUACUGUGGUAAAUCAGAUGGUAAUACCUCUAUAUAUAUCACAGAACUGAAUGAUUAUCAUAUUCAUACACAACACAUAAGUUCAUGGUACUUCAUUAAACACCAGACAUGUUUUAUCAUAGAAUAGAAUAAAUUAAAAAUUAGUUAAAUUCAACAGACAAAUUUCAACACAUCAGAUUAAUUUAAAUGCUCUUUUUUAUUGAUGCAGUUGAGUCCGUCCUCAAAUAAAAUAUAGAUUUUCAAAUAAAUAUCUGACAGGGCCGAUAUGAAGUAGAGAUACUAAUAUAAUAUGUGUCAGAGACGGCUUUAUAUACCGGCUUCCUCUUGCACUGAUUGGUUGAUACCUGAAUGUGCGCCUCUGAUUAUUGUUAAAUAAAACUUCAUUAAAAAUGAAAGAACCCCAUUCAAUCACAAGAUCAUGUGUGACGCAUCACAUCUGACACAAAGGUGCCUUAAGAUAACCUGAGGCCCCUGAGUGACAGCAUUACACUAGAUAAUGUUCACUAGGUGGCGCUAUAUAGUUUACAAUCAGAAAAUACAGACAAUACAGUGAAAUCCAUACAGUCAUGGAAAACCUGGAAAUAUGUCAUUUAAAAUGGCAAACAUAAAAACCUUUAUUAAGGUCAUGUAAAUUUGUUAAGUGAUUUGUUUUUAGUUUACUUGGUUAAAAAUUGUUAUUGUUUUGAUUGUGCAUUUUUAGUCCUAAUUAUGAUUAAAAAUGAUGCCUGCACCACUCACUAAUGAAUGAUCCACAUUUUAUUGCACUGUUUGUGUUUUGAGUGUGUAUUACGGAUUGAGUGAUUACAGUGUUUAGUUCUGAUGGUUUAAACAGAGACUGCAGGACAAAUGUUCUGUCCACUGAGGUUUAGGGCACAAGAUGAAACCAAAGACCCCAGAGUUCGGCUUUAAUGGGACCCGGAGUCUCUCCUGGGACAAACAAUGUGAUUUUCAUAUUUCUAUAAACAGGGUCAACUGCAUAUAAACGAAGAGUCAUGAGAAUUUCUUCAACCAAAGGCUACAGAUUAUAUUUACAAAGGGGUUUGGAAAGAUUAUUUCUGCUUUGUGAUGUUUUUAAUCCUCAUAUUUUUGUUUCUGGACCUUUUUAUGUAAAGUAGGUCUAUUUGUACUUAAAAUGUAUAUGAUUGUCAUUAACAAAAUGUCAAACCAAACUGCAUUAUCAGCAUUAAACAUCAAUCACAGACCUUACCUUUUAAGAACAGUUUCUCCAUCAGUCCAUCUUUUCCUCUGGAUGUGUGUGGAAAGUCUGAUCACAGUGAGUAUUGUCCUGAUGGAUCAGCACAUCCACACUAAAGCACCACCUGAACUUCCUGAUCUUUGUGCUUCAGUGUCCUGCAGUGAGAAACCUGUAGUAAUUCUGCCAUCAAUCAUUUUUACGAAAUUACACGUUACAGUCAUCUUUUAGUUCUGAAUGCCCUUAUUUGGGUGAAAAAUCUGUCAGAAAUUUGGCAUCUGGUAAAGGGUCAAAAAAUAAAUGUUUCGCACAAGAUUUAAAAAAUGAGCAGUUACAAUGAAUUUCACAUGGAGGGUUUAUACAUGCUUAGAGAUGUUAGGAUGGAGUUAUAUGCAGGAUUUCCAUAACCUUUACAUAUUUCAUCAGACAUUUUGUCUCAGAAAUGUAUAGGUACAUGU
This is a messenger RNA of Megalobrama amblycephala (Wuchang bream), 3887 nucleotides long. Its product is annotated as E3 ubiquitin-protein ligase TRIM21-like. The record is from RefSeq and is a predicted model, not a curated record. The transcript is spliced from 7 exons. Bases 285 to 1889 code for a protein of 534 amino acids. NCBI's taxonomy places the organism in Eukaryota, Metazoa, Chordata, Actinopteri, Cypriniformes, Xenocyprididae. Gene Ontology annotation, molecular function: zinc ion binding; protein binding.